Messenger RNA from Brassica rapa (field mustard), 2786 nucleotides. RefSeq names its product E3 ubiquitin-protein ligase ATL76-like. Gene Ontology annotation, biological process: protein ubiquitination. The record is from RefSeq and is a predicted model, not a curated record. Gene Ontology annotation, molecular function: transferase activity. NCBI's taxonomy places the organism in Eukaryota, Viridiplantae, Streptophyta, Magnoliopsida, Brassicales, Brassicaceae.
GCCUGCGUACUGCCCCAUGCUGAUUUGGCAAGCUUUAAGGGGAGCUCUGCCAGUGGGAACAAGGCUUCAAGAUCGACAUAUCCAAGUAGACUCCCAAUGUAAGCGAUAUGGAGAACCCGAAUCUAUUACUCAUCUAUUUUUUCAAUGCGAGUUUGCAAAAGCUAUGUGGUAAGCAGCUCCCUUUAUGGGUGAAAUUGAAUUUAGAGGAAUAAUAGAUUUGAGGGAGAUGUCGAAUCAGGUGAUGACUGACCAUGCUUACCUCCUACAGGAAUAUCACAUCAAAUCAUUUAGCGCCUUGGAUCAUGUGGGAUCUAUGCAACAAGGAACAAGCUAGUCUUCUCUAAUAUAAAUUUGGAUGCAGAGGAGUCCCUGUCUAAAGUCAUCGUAAUGGCUAGAGAAUGGCAAGAAGAGCAAGUGAAACCCAUAAGGGUGCACAUAGCUAGCAAACCUCAAACUCUCAACGAUGCAAACAUCGUUCUUAGAUCAGAUGCAGCAUGGAGCGUAAUAUGACCUUUAUGACCAAGGGAAGAAAACUUUGCUACAGACUUAUUAGCAAAACAGGUGCUGGGUGUAAGUGAGGAAUUUAUGACCUCCACGUAAUUUUAAUUCAAUGAAGUGUGUUUCAAAAAAAAAAAAAAGACACUAGUCACACUACAAACUUGGUCUAUUUUGUUUCUAUCUCAAUGACAAAUACUGUUAUAACUUGGUCUACUUUGUGACUCAACGCUAUCUAAGACGUUUACAUUGAUUCUCCAGAUAUCAAAGUCAUCAUCCUGAUAACUUUAGUGAUUCAAAACCAGCUAAACAGGCUGGAAAGCCACAACCCAUUGUCAACAAAAAUACUAAUAACUGAUAUAGUUAAGGACCACAUAAUAUAAGUACGAGAUUUGGAGAUCCUGCAGAUUAAAAGAGACCAAGCUGUACCAACAGGUCAUAAAUAAUGUUAUCAAAAUAAAAGCCAAAUCGUAAACAAAUGAUGGUUCAAAUAAGGCUCAAGAUCCUAGGCGUUUCUGAUUGGAUUGGCUGUAACUAAAGUUUUGAAAAGUUCAAUAAAUAAAACAAGAGACUCACUAAAAAGUGGGAGUUUAAUAGUAAUUGAGGCUGUGCACAUAAAAUAAGGAUUAUUGGUUAAUCAUUGAAUACUGUGAUUUAUAGGUAGCAUAUGUCCAUUACGCAUCUGAGAGAUAUCAGAUGGUAUCAUAUCACAUCCGGUAAUAUGCGAGUGUGUGAAAACUGCAACAACAUAUAUAAAUCCAAAUAAACAAAUCAUAGCAUCUGUAUAUAACUUCGCAUAAGUUUUUUUGGUCAUAUAUAACUAAGUUAAAAGUACAAUUUAGUAGUAAGUAAUACCCUUAAUAUGCAACAGCAAAUAUGUACACAAUUGCUCAAAUUUCUCAACAAUUGAGGUUGUCAAUCAAGAGAUAUAUUCCUUAAUUUUUUAUAGAAUACAUUACUAAUUGAUAACAACAGAACAGCAAAGAUGUUUAAAAUCUACUACCAUUCAAUUGAAGAGUUUUAAAAGUGCUAAUUCCUAUUGCAACAAGUUUAAUGUUCUUUUCUUAGGAAAAACAAGAGCAUGUAUGUAAAGACAAAAUCACUGAGGAAAAUGGUAGCUUUAGAAGAUAAGAUUUUAAAAUCAAUCCUGUUUAAAGUGGGCAAAAAUAAAUCAUUUCAAUAUUCAAUAUUGGAGAAGUGAUAGUCCCUACACAAGCUUCUUGUGGUUGUAGAGACAUGUGGCAACGGCACAAUCAACACUAAUGGAUUCAUGUAGUUGGAUACGCUCUUUCUGGGUCCCAAAUCUCACUUGAAAAGAAGAAGAAAAUGCCACUUUCUUUGGAAACUCUUACUAAUCUACAAUUAUAAAGAAUUCUCAGUCCCCAAUCAGUAAUCAUAUCAAGCAUAUAUAUAAGACAAUUUUGUAUUCCCCUAAACAUUAAGAAGAAAAAACUAAACAGAGCAGAGAGAAUAGACCUUGAUUCAAAGCUUUUUCAAAGAGUAAUAAAAUGUCUUCAAAUGAAUUACCUUCUUCGGCCCAAGCCUUCCAUGAACAAGUCCUUAGUGCUUUUAUCUCUAGAAAGCUGCUUCUGCACAACACUCAACGAGCCCAUGCGGUCGCACCAACUCCUCCUAUAAGCCAUGAGAACAACGUCAGUGGUGCUGUCUUGGUGCUUCUCUCAGUCCUCAUCUGUGGAAUCAUCUUCUGCCUCGGGUUACAUUACCUCAUUUGUUUGGCAUUCAGACGCCAUUCAAGCUUCAUGAUCUCUGAGCCUGUCUCCAGUCUUUCAACACAACGUGAUCCAUCGCACAAAGGAAUCAAGAAGAAAGCUCUUAGGAUGUUCCCAGUCGUGAGUUACUCACAUGAGCUGAACCUCUCUGGGAUUGGUGAAGAGUGCGUCAUCUGCUUGUCGGAUUUUGUUUCCGGUGAAAAGCUCAGGCUGCUACCUAAGUGCAACCACGGGUUCCAUGUUUGUUGCAUUGACAAGUGGCUUCAACAACACUUGACUUGUCCAAAAUGCAGACACUCUCUUGUUGACACAUGCCAGAAGAUCUUAGGUGACUUCAGUCAAGCCGAUCAAGUGACAGCAAGACCAACAGAGAACGUUAUUGUCAGAAUAGCUCCUCUGGAACCUGAAGGAAGAGUAAACACUUUUAGAGAAAGCAGCUAAGUGCUCAGAAACGAUCAUUAAUCCUGAAUAUAUGCUCAAGCUAGAUAGGAGAUUUUAGAUCUGAGCAUUAUUCAUGUCUAUAUGAUUCCAAAAGAAUAUACAAACUCAGCAUAUUCUGAU